AUGGCGUCCACAGAACCCCCUCCCAAGGCAGACUUCCCUUACUCUCUGGAACUGUCUUUCCCUCUUCCAACGAACCGUCUCGCGUCAGCAGCCCUCCAAACCCUCGAAGUUGACGCCGAAUUGUCUGCGUUCGUGCGUCGCACAUUGACACUCACCACACCAGCCGAACCAGUGACCGAGCCCCAAGAAAAGAAAUUGAAGCAAGAUUCCGAUGAUUGCAAAACGGUCUUGCAAGUGAACUACUACGCGACUACGAACCGUAUGCUGCGAGUUGCCGUCAAUGGGUUCAUGGAAAGCAUGGGUGUUGUCCUGGGCGCGAUGGCCGAGCUAGAUUUGGAUGUCCUGGAGGCUGAGAUGGAAGGAUGA
Molecule: messenger RNA, 366 nt
Organism: Penicillium malachiteum
Lineage: Eukaryota; Fungi; Ascomycota; Eurotiomycetes; Eurotiales; Aspergillaceae
Product: CTAG/PCC1 family protein
Exons: 2
Coding region: 1-366 (121 amino acids)
Cellular component (GO): EKC/KEOPS complex
Source: RefSeq, a predicted model, not a curated record